This is a messenger RNA of Astyanax mexicanus (Mexican tetra), 844 nucleotides long. RefSeq names its product dihydrofolate reductase (gene dhfr). Bases 113 to 688 code for a protein of 191 amino acids. Lineage: Eukaryota; Metazoa; Chordata; Actinopteri; Characiformes; Acestrorhamphidae. The transcript is spliced from 6 exons. Gene Ontology annotation, molecular function: dihydrofolate reductase activity; NADP binding. Gene Ontology annotation, cellular component: mitochondrion. Gene Ontology annotation, biological process: folic acid metabolic process; glycine biosynthetic process; tetrahydrofolate biosynthetic process. The record is from RefSeq and is a predicted model, not a curated record.
CGCACGGACACAAGUUGGCGGGAAGCUCACACACACACACACACACUCUUACUUACAGAUACCUUACUACAGUCACACACCUUCACACGUUCACACACACACUCUGAGCAGCAUGUCUGUCAGGCUGAACUGUAUAGUGGCGGUUUGCCCUGAUAUGGGGAUCGGGAUGAGCGGAAAUCUGCCCUGGCACCCGAUCAGACUCAGCAAGGAAUUUAAACACUUUCAGAAGAUGACCAUGACUCCAACUGUAGAAGGUAAAAAGAACGUGGUCAUAAUGGGCAGAAAGACCUGGUACUCGAUACCUCCACAGAACCGGCCCCUCAAGAACAGAAUCAACGUUGUUCUCAGCAGAGAGCUCAAGGAGCCUCCAGAGGGAGCACACUAUCUAGCAUCAGACUUCAGCUCAGCACUCGGCCUGCUGACCACUCCAGAAUUAUCAUCUGAAGCUGACCAGAUCUGGGUCAUCGGUGGAAGCUCAUUAUACAAGGAGGCAAUGGAGAGCUCUGGACCCAAGCGCCUGUUUGUGACGCGGAUUCUGAAGCAGUUUGAUUGCGACACGUUCAUUCCCAAGAUCAACCUCGACAAGUACAAACAACUGACUGAAUUCCCAGGAGUCCCCUCUGGGUUACAGGAGGAAAAUGGUCUGCAGUAUGUGUUUGAGGUGUAUGAGAGCAACGACCACUGUUGACAGUACUGCAAGAUGUUUUUUCAGAUGUCUCUUUCAGCAAUGGAGGUUUACAGUUCUCUUUUGUAGGCUGACGAAAAAUGGUUGAAGCUCAGGACACAAGUAGAUUAGAUUUGUUCAUCUGAAAAAUAAUAAAAACCCAUUUUUUUCUUUUUUUAA